This is a messenger RNA of Anopheles maculipalpis, 1489 nucleotides long. It is a transcript of the gene PIG-A, whose product is annotated as phosphatidylinositol N-acetylglucosaminyltransferase subunit A. Bases 1 to 1446 code for a protein of 481 amino acids. The record is from RefSeq and is a predicted model, not a curated record. Gene Ontology annotation, molecular function: phosphatidylinositol N-acetylglucosaminyltransferase activity. Gene Ontology annotation, biological process: GPI anchor biosynthetic process. The transcript has 6 exons. Lineage: Eukaryota; Metazoa; Arthropoda; Insecta; Diptera; Culicidae. Gene Ontology annotation, cellular component: glycosylphosphatidylinositol-N-acetylglucosaminyltransferase (GPI-GnT) complex.
AUGAAAAUAUGCAUGGCAUCAGACUUCUUUUACCCAAACAUGGGUGGAGUUGAGGAGCACAUAUUUAAUCUAUCGCAGUGUUUGCUUGCCCGGGGACACAAAGUGAUCGUCAUUACGCACUCGUACGGUGACCGGAAAGGCGUCCGCUACAUGACCAAUGGGUUGAAGGUGUACUACAUUCCGAUCCGGGUGUUCUACAAUCAGGUGGUGCUACCGACGAUGAUCUGCAACAUUCCACUGCUGCGGUACAUUUUGCUGCGGGAGCAGAUUGAAAUCGUGCAUGGCCAUUCCGCGUUCAGUACGCUAGCACACGAAACGAUGAAUGUGGCGAAGCUGCUUGGAUUAAAGUCGGUGUUUACGGAUCACAGUUUGUUCGGGUUCGCUGACUUGUCGGCGGUGGUAACGAACAAAUUCUUGGAAAUUUCACUCGCCAACUGUAACCAUUGCAUCUGUGUGUCACAUACGGGGAAGGAAAAUACGGUUCUACGUGCGAAAGUGCUCCGGGAUAAGGUGUCCGUAAUACCGAAUGCGGUCGAUACGGCUUACUUUACACCGAACCCCUGCCGACGACCGAAUGAUGAUGAAACAAUUAACGUUGUCGUAGUAUCCCGCCUAGUGUAUCGGAAAGGAGUUGAUCUGUUGGCUGGAAUCAUACCAAAGCUAAAACAUCUACCCAAUGUACACUUUAUUAUCGGUGGUGAUGGACCCAAGCGUACCCUGCUGGAAGAAGUUCGCGAGCGUAACAACAUGCAGGACCGGGUGGUAAUGCUCGGUGCGUUGGAGCAUGCAAAGGUGCGUGACGUACUGGUACAGGGACACAUUUUCCUCAACACCUCGCUAACGGAAGCUUACUGUAUGGCUAUAGUGGAGGCGGCCGCAUGUGGGUUGCAGGUCGUAUCGACGAAAGUUGGUGGCAUUCCGGAAGUACUUCCCUCCAAUAUUAUGAUCCUAACCGAACCCACCGUUGAGUCGGUGUAUCGUGGCCUACGUGAAGCUAUCGAGCGUGAGAUGGAAAAGAAACAAAUCACGAGCAGACGUUAUAUGAAUGGGUCUAUAGAUGGACUAGUGGCGACACCGGCCCGAACAUCGUACAAGGGUCUGUGUGCGUUCGAGCGAAAUCAAAUUGUGGCCAAUUUGUACAACUGGAACAAUGUCACCGAGCGGACGGAAAAGGUGUAUCGGACGGCAUUACGGGAAACACCGGCUACGCUCGAAUUAAUGAUGAAAAACGUUCUCAAGAGUGGCGUAUGGCCAUUCGUACUAGUCAUUUCCUUGUGCCAUCUUAUUCUACGCUUCCUCGAUUGGUUCGUCCCCCGGAAGCAUAUAGACGUGUGCGUUGCGGACAAUCCCUUCCUUAGUCCCGGUUACGAGCGACAACGGCCGUCAACCAACACGGUUGGACUUACGGGUACGACGGUACGACGGAAGCGGGAAAAAUUCUCCUGACGUCAAGCAGCCCUUUGCUCGGUGGACGAAUGAAGGGCUGCGC